Molecule: messenger RNA, 16399 nt
Organism: Engraulis encrasicolus (European anchovy)
Lineage: Eukaryota; Metazoa; Chordata; Actinopteri; Clupeiformes; Engraulidae
Product: ryanodine receptor 1-like
Exons: 115
Coding region: 197-15508 (5103 amino acids)
Biological process (GO): intracellular calcium ion homeostasis; striated muscle contraction; release of sequestered calcium ion into cytosol by sarcoplasmic reticulum
Cellular component (GO): sarcoplasmic reticulum membrane; calcium channel complex; sarcolemma
Molecular function (GO): ryanodine-sensitive calcium-release channel activity; protein binding
Source: RefSeq, a predicted model, not a curated record
AGUGGCACCCUGUGUGUGUAUGUGUGUUUGUGUGCAUGUGAGAGAGUGGGACAGGACAGGACAGGGAAAGGACGAGGGCGAUAGGAGACGGAAGAGCGACGGAGCGAAAGAGCAGAAGAAAGUGAGGGAAGUGGAGACGGAGAGAGAGAAUAGAGAGGAGCAGCGCUGGUCUCCUUGACGACGGAGGCUCGGCAGGAUGGCGGAGGCUACCGAGGGAGAGGAGGGAGAGAUCCAGUUUGUCAGGACGGAUGACACGGUAGUGUUGCAGUGCACAGCGUCCAUCCUGAAGGAGCAGAUCAAGUUGUGUCUGUCGUGUGAAGGCUUCGGCAAUCGACUGUGUUUCCUGGAGACCACUUCUAAUGCUCACAAUGUUCCUCCAGAUCUGGCCAUCUGCUGCUUCAUCCUGGAGCAGUCUCUAUCUGUACGAGCUCUACAGGAGAUGCUGUCCAACACCUCUGCAGACGGAGAGGCAGUGGAUUUGGAUAAAUGGUCUUCCCAGGGCGGGGGCCAUCGCACACUGCUGUACGGUCACGCAAUCCUCCUCAGACACACACACUCUAGCAUGUACCUAAGCUGUCUGACCACAUCUCGUUCACUGACUGACAAACUGGCUUUUGAUGUGGGCCUGCAGGAAGACUCUACAGGUGAGGCGUGCUGGUGGACCAUCCACCCCGCGUCCAAGCAGAGGUCUGAGGGUGAGAAGGUGCGCGUUGGUGAUGACCUCAUUUUGGUCAGUGUGUCAUCUGAGAGAUAUCUGCAUCUGUCCUAUGCAAGUGGUGAUCUGAUGGUGGAUGCCUCCUUCAUGCAAACGCUCUGGAACAUGAACCCAGUGUGCUCUGGCUGUGAACUCGCUGAAGGCUACUUGACGGGAGGUCAUGUGAUCCGUCUGUUUCAUGGCCACAUGGACGAGUGUCUGGCCAUCGCAGCAGCUGACCAGGGAGACGACCAGCGCAGGAAUGCCCACUAUGAGGGAGGUACAGUCUGUGCCCAUGCCCGGUCACUAUGGAGACUGGAACCCUUGCGCAUUGGCUGGAGCGGUAGCCAUAUCAAGUGGGGCACCUCGUUCCGCGUGCGCCACAUCACGACGGGCCGCUACCUGUGCCUGGAGGAGGAGAAGGGGCUGCUGCUAGCGGACCCAGAGAAGGCCGUCACAAAGAACUCAGCAUUCUGCUUCAGAGCAUCCAAGGAGAAGUCGGAGGCGGCGCCCAAGCGUGAGGUGGAGGGGAUGGGCAUCCCGGAGAUCAAGUAUGGGGAGUCCAUGUGCUUCGUGCAGCACGUGGCCACCGGGCUCUGGCUCACCUACGCCUCCGUGGACGCCAAGUCCGCACGCCUGGGGCCACUCAAGAGGAAGGCCAUCCUCCAUGUUGAGGGCCAUAUGGACGAUGCGUUGACGGUGGCCCGCUCCCAGACGGAGGAGUCUCAGGCAGCCAGGAUGAUCUACAGCACGACCGGCCUGUUCAUGCAGUUCAUCAAGGGUUUGGACUCCCUGACUGGUAAGAGUAAGAUGGGCUCCUCAGCUCUGCCCCUGGACACGGUGAUUCUCCUCCUGCAGGAUCUCAUCUUCUACUUCAGGCCUCCUCACGAGGAGCUGGAGCACGAGGAGAAGCAGACCAAGCUGCGCUCCCUCAAGAACCGACAGAACCUCUUCCAGGAGGAGGGCAUGAUCACUCUGGUGCUGGAGUGUAUCGACCGCCUGAACGUCUACAACACGGCAGCUCACUUCUCCGAGUUCGCAGGGGAGGAGGCAGCAGAGUCCUGGAAGGAGAUCGUCAACUUGCUCUACGAGCUGCUAGCCUCCCUCAUCAGAGGAAACCGGGCCAACUGCGCUCUGUUCUGUGACAACCUGGACUGGCUGGUCAGCAAGCUGGACCGUCUGGAAGCCUCCUCAGGUAUUCUGGAGGUGCUGUACUGUGUUCUGAUUGAGAGUCCUGAGGUGCUGAACAUCAUUCAGGAGAACCACAUCAAAUCCAUCAUCUCCCUGCUGGACAAGCACGGACGCAACCACAAGGUGCUGGAUGUCCUAUGUUCCCUAUGUGUGUGUAACGGCGUGGCGGUGAGAUCCAAUCAGAACCUGAUCACGGAGAACCUCCUACCUGGCCGCGACCUGCUCCUCCAGACCAACAUCAUCAACUAUGUCACCAGCAUGCGUCCCAACAUCUUCCUGGGCACGUGCGAGGGCUCCACCCAGUACAAGAAGUGGUACUACGAGCUGAUGGUGGACCACGUGGACCCCUUCCUGACGGCCCAGCCCUUCCACCUGCGUGUGGGCUGGGCCCUGACGGAGGGCUACAGCCCCUACCCCGGGGGCGGAGAGGGCUGGGGGGGCAACGGCGUGGGGGACGACCUCUACUCCUAUGGCUUUGAUGGCCUCCACCUCUGGUCAGGACGUGUCCCGCGGCAGGUGGCGUCGCCCAGUCAGCACGUGCUAGCAGCGGAGGACGUGGUGAGCUGCUGCCUGGAUCUGAGCGUGCCCAGUAUCUCCUUCCGCAUUAACGGGCACCCGGUGCAGGGCAUGUUCGAGAACUUCAACCUGGACGGCCUGUUCUUCCCCGCUGUCAGCUUCUCUGCUGGGGUCAGGGUACGCUUCCUCCUGGGUGGUCGCCAUGGAGACUUCAAGUUCCUGCCGCCGCCGGGCUACGCCCCCUGCUAUGAGGCGGUGCUUCCUAAGGACCGCCUCCGCAUCGAGCCCAUAAAGGAGUACAAGCACGACCACCAGGGAGUUCGCAACCUGCUGGGGCCCACGCAGGCUCUCUCACACACCGCCUUCACACCAUGCCCCGUGGACACUGUACAGAUCGUGUUGCCGCCUCACCUGGAGCGCAUUCGAGAGAAACUGGCAGAGAACAGCCAUGAGCUCUGGGCCGUCACCCGCAUCGAGCAGGGGUGGACUUACGGACCGUUCCGUGAUGACAACAAGAAACUGCACCCAUGCCUGGUGGACUUUGGCAGUCUGCCUGAGCCUGAGAAGAACUAUAACUUGGCCAUGUCUGGGGAGACCCUCAAAACUCUGCUAGCCCUGGGUUGUCAUGUGGGUAUGGGCGAUGAGAAGGCUGAGGAGAAUCUGAAGAGGAUCAAACUGCCUAAAACCUACAUCCAAAGUAGCGGUUAUAAGCCCGCCCCCCUGGACCUGAACCAUGUCAAGCUGACGCCCAAUCAGAACACUCUGGUGGAGAGACUGGCAGAGAACGGCCACAACGUUUGGGCACGGGACCGAGUCCGACAGGGCUGGACCUACAGCAUUGUACAGGAUAUAAUAAACAAGCGCAACCCUCGCCUGGUGCCCUACAACCUAUUGGAUGAGAAGACCAAGAAGACCAAUCGGGAGACGGUAUGCUCCGCAGUCCGCACUCUGAUUGGCUAUGGCUACAACAUAGAACCACCGGACCAGGAGAGCAGUGGCCACGGGCCUGCCUGCAGCGACAAGAUGCGCGUGUUCCGUGCGGAGAAAUCCUACGCGGUGACGCAGGGCAAGUGGUACUUCGAGUUCGAGGCGGUGACGGUGGGGGAGAUGAGGGUGGGCUGGGCCAGGCCCAACGUGCGAGCCGACGUGGAGCUCGGAGCUGACGACCUCGCCUACGUCUUCAAUGGCUUCAAGGCCCAGCGUUGGCACAUCGGCAACGAGCCGUUUGGGCGUAGCUGGUUGCCAGGCGACGUGGUGGGCUGCAUGAUCGACCUGACGGAGCAGAACAUCAUGUUCACGCUGAACGGGGAGAUGCUGAUCAGCGACUCGGGAUCAGAGAUGGCCUUCAAGGACAUCGAGAUCGGAGACGGCUUUGUGCCAGUGUGCAGCCUGAGCAUGUCGCAGGUGGCCCGCAUGAACCUGGGCAUGGACGUGAGCACGCUGCGCUACUUCACCAUCUGCGGCCUGCAGGAGGGCUUCGAACCCUUCGCCAUCAACAUGAAGAGAGACAUCACCAUGUGGUUCAGCAAGAGCCUGCCGCAGUUCGUACCCGUGCCCCCCGACCACCCUCACAUAGAGUUGUCGCGCAUUGACGGCACAGUGGACAGCGCCCCCUGUCUGAAGCUGACGCACAAGACGUUCGGCUCUCAGAAUGCCAACACAGACCUCCUGUUCAUGCGCCUCAGCCUCCCCAUCGAGUUUCAUGAGACCUUCAAGGUGGCGCCGGGCAGCACGCCCAUCACGCGCACGCUGGCCAUCCCCGAGGAGCAGGCACUGGACAUCGAGCCCGACUCGGAGUUCGAGCAGCUGAAGAAGUCGGCCACCCGCAAGGAGGCGGACGAGAAGGAGAAGGAGCCCUCCGUGCCCAAGGAGGUGGCCAUCACCAACGGCAACAAGGAGAAUGAGAAGGACACGGCUACGGAGAAAAGCAAGAAGAAGGGGUUCCUCUUCAAGGCUAAGAAGGCUGCGUUCGUGGCCCCUCCCCCUGUGAUCCUCGUGCCUCGGCUCAUGGAGGACGUUGUCCCCGACGACAGAGAUGACGUGGACAUCAUACUCAACACCACCACAUACUACUACUCGGUGCGUGUAUUCGCUGGUCAGGAGCCCACGGGUGUGUGGGUGGGCUGGGUGACCCCCGACUACCACCAGUACGACCUUCACUUUGACCUCAGCAAGGUCCGCAACGUCACCGUCACCGUGGGGGAUGACAAGGGCAACAUCCACGACAGCAUGAAGCGUGGUAAUUGCUACAUGGUGUGGGGAGGAGAGUUCGGCAGCUCCCAACAGACUCGCAUCAGCCAGGAGGACCUGGUGAUUGGCUGCCUGGUGGACCUGGAUACGGGCCUCAUGAACUUCACAGCCAAUGGGAAAGAAGUGAACGCCUUCUACCAGGUGGAGCCGAACACCAAGCUGUUCCCGGCAGUGUUCUGUCUGCCUUCUAGUCAGAACAUGCUGCAGAUAGAACUGGGGAAGCUGAAGAACAUCAUGCCUCUGUCGGCAGCCAUGUUCCGUAGCGACCGCAAGAACCCGGUUCCGCAGUGUCCGCCGCGGCUGGACGUGCAGAUGCUCACCCCCGUCAUCUGGAGCCGCAUGCCCAACCGCUUCCUGAAGCCGGAGUGGGGCCGCGUCAGCGAGAGGCUGGGCUGGAGGGUGGAGUGCAGAGAGCCGCUCACCAUGAUGGCUCUGCAUAUACCUGAGGAGAACCGGUGCAUUGACAUCCUGGAGCUAUCUGAGCGUAUGGACAUGCUGAAGUUCCACUACCACACGCUGAAGCUGUACGGCUCGGUGUGCGCGCUGGGCAACAACCGGGUGGCCCACGCCCUCUGCAGCCACGUGGACGAGUCACAGCUGCUGGAGGCCAUCGAGAACUCCUACCUGCCCGGCCCCAUACGGUCUGGCUACUACGACCUGCUCAUCAGCAUGCAUCUGGAGUCGGCGCGCCGUAACCGCCUCAUGACCAACCGUGAGUUCAUCGUGCCCAUGACGGACUACACGCGCAGCAUCCGGCUCUUCUCGGACGCGGAGAAGGCCCACGCGCUGCCCGGGGUCGGCCUCACCACCUGCCUCCGGCCCAAGCUGCACUUCUCCCCCACCGGGUUCGUGGGCACCAACGCCGAUAUCUACACACUGAGUCCUGUCAUACCACUGCAGAUCCUGAAAGAAAAGGCGCUGACCAUGCUGACGGAGGCGGUGUCGGACGGCGUGCAGUGCAUGCGAGACCCAGUAGGGGGCAGCGUGGAGUUCCACUUCGUGCCCAUCCUGAAGCUCAUCAGCACGCUGCUCAUCAUGGGCGUCUUCGAGGACGAGGACGUCAAGCACAUCCUCAAGAUGAUCGAGCCCAACGUCUUCGACGAGGGGCUGGAGCAUCACGAGGAGGAGGCGGAGACGAAAAGCGGAGGCGGGGCCAGUAAGGAGGCGGGGCCGGAGCAGAAGGAGGAAGAGGAAGGACAUGGGGAGGAGGAGGAGGCUAUGGACGAGGGGAUGGGAGAGGAGGAGGAGGAGGAGUUUGAAGAGGAGGAGAUGGAGGAGGCGGUGGACAGGGAGGAAUGGGAGGAGGAGGAGGAGGAGGAAGGGAUGGGGGAGAAGAGGGAUAGGGAGAAAGGGGCGGAGGGAGGGAAGGAGGCCGGGAAAGAGGCGGGGCAUGGAGAGGAGGAGGAUGGAGUUCACGAAGGACUGCUGCACAUGAAGCUGCCAGAGUCGGUCAAACUACAGAUGUGUACUCUGCUGCAGUACUUCUGCGAUUGCGAGCUGAGGCACAGGGUGGAGGCCAUCAUCGCCUUCUCGGACCAGUUCGUCAACCAAGUGCAGACCAACCAGCGCGCGCGCUACAACGAGCUCAUGCAGGCCUUCACCAUGAGCGCAGCCGAGACCGCCCGCAAGACGCGCGAGUUCCGCUCACCACCACAGGAACAGGUGAACAUGCUGAUGAACUUUAAGAAUUGCCCAGAGGAGGAGGACUGCCCUGUACCAGAGGAGGUCCGACACGACCUGCAGAACUUCCACAACGACCUGCUCUCCCACUGCGGAGUGCACAUUGAGGAGGAGGAGGAGGAGCAGGAGGUGGACAACUCUCUGAGGGGGCGUCUGGUGCGCCUCCUGGAGAGGGUCAAGAGCCUCCGCAAGAAGAAGGAGGACAACGAACCCGAGCCCGAGGAGGAUGCCAAGCCGAAGACCCUUCAGGAGCUCAUCUCCAGCACCAUGAUCCACUGGGCCCAGGAGUCCUUCAUCCAGAACCCGGAGCUGGUGCGGCUGAUGUUCAGCCUGCUGCACCGGCAGUACGACUCGCUGGGGGAGCUGAUCCGCGCGGUGCCCAAGGCCUACACCAUCAACGUGGUGUCGGUGCAGGACACCAUGGAGCUGCUGGAGUGCCUGAGUCAGAUCCGCUCGCUGCUCAUCGUGCAGAUGGGCCCCGAGGAGGAGAGACUCAUGAUCCAGAGCAUCGGGAACAUCAUGAGUAACAAGGUGUUCUACCAGCACCCCAACCUGAUGCGGGCCCUGGGCAUGCACGAGACCGUCAUGGAGGUCAUGGUCAACGUGCUGGGCGGAGGGGACUCUAAGGAGAUCCGCUUCCCCCGCAUGGUGACCAACUGCUGCCGUUUCCUCUGCUACUUCUGCCGCAUCAGCCGCCAGAACCAGCGCUCCAUGUUCGACCACCUCAGCUACCUGCUGCAGAACAGCGGCAUCGGCCUGGGUGUGCGUGGGUCAACUCCACUGGAUGUGGCCGCCUCCUCCUGCAUAGACAACAAUGAGUUGGCACUGGCCCUUCAGGAGCAAGACCUGGAGAUGGUGGUGAAGUACCUAGCAGGCUGCGGUCUGCAGAGCUGCUCCAUGCUCCUCUCUAAGGGGUACCCUGACAUCGGCUGGAACCCCUGCGGAGGGGAGAAGUACCUCGACUUCCUCAGAUUUGCUGUGUUCGUAAACGGUGAGAGCGUAGAGGAGAAUGCCAACGUGGUGGUCCGUCUGCUGAUUCGUCGGCCCGAGUGCUUUGGCCCCGCCCUGAGAGGGGAGGGGGGCAACGGUCUCCUGGCAGCCAUCGAGGAGGCCAUUAAGAUCUCAGAGGACCCCGCCAGGGAUGGGCCCUCUGUCAAGAAAGACAGACGCCAUCAAAUAUUUGGAGGUGAGGAGCAGCACGAGGAGAAUCGUGUUCACCUGGGGAACGCCAUCAUGUCCUUCUACUCCGCCCUCAUCGACCUGCUGGGACGCUGUGCUCCUGAGAUGCAUCUGAUCCAGGCAGGCAAAGGGGAAGCCCUGAGGAUCCGCGCCAUCUUGAGAUCCCUGGUGCCCAUUGAGGACUUGGUGGGGGUCAUCAGCCUUUCAGUGCAGAUACCAGCCUUUGGCAAGGACAACAGCAUCAUUGAGCCUAAGAUGUCUGCAAGCUUCGUGCCGGACCACAAGGCGCCCAUGGUUCUCUUCCUGGACCGUGUGUAUGGCAUUGACAACCAGGACUUCCUGCUUCAUGUCCUGGAGAUUGGCUUCCUUCCCGACAUGAGAGCUGCUGCCUCUCUCGACACGGCGGCGUUCAGCACCACAGAGAUGGCUCUGGCCCUGAACCGCUACCUGUGCUCGGCCGUGCUGCCCCUCAUCACCAAGUGUUCGCCCCUGUUCGCGGGCACCCCGGGCCACCGAGCCAUCAUGAUCGACUCCAUGCUGCACACCAUCUACCGGCUCUCCAGGGGGCGCUCUCUCACCAAGGCCCAGAGGGACGUGAUCGAGGAGUGUCUCAUGUCCCUAUGCAAGUACCUGCGUCCGUCCAUGCUGCAGCAUCUGCUGAGACGGCUGGUGUUUGAUGUGCCCAUCCUGAACGAGUAUGCCAAAAUGCCCCUCAAGCUGUUGACCAAUCACUAUGAGCGUUGCUGGAAGUACUACUGCUUGCCAAACGGAUGGGCCAACUUUGGGGUGGCCUCAGAGGAGGAGUUGCACCUGACCCGAAAGCUCUUCUGGGGCAUCUUCGAGUCACUUGCCCACAAGAAAUUUGAUGCUGAGCUGUUCAAGAUCGCCAUGCCCUGCAUCUGUGCCAUCGCUGGUGCCAUCCCACCUGACUAUGUGGACGCCAGCUACUCCUCCAAGACGGAGAAGAAGGCAUCAGUGGACGCAGAGGGCAACUUCGACCCCAAGCCUGUGGAGACCACCAAUACCAUCAUCCCUGAGAAGCUGGAUGGCUUCAUCAACAAGUAUGCUGAGUACACGCAUGACAGAUGGGCCUUUGAGAAGAUUCAGAACAACUGGACCUAUGGAGAGAUCUUGGAUGAAGUAGGCAAGACUCAUCCAAUGCUGAGACCGUACAAAACCUUCUCAGAGAAGGACAAGGAGAUCUACCGUUGGCCCAUUAAGGAGUCCGUCAAGGCCAUGCUGGCGUGGGAGUGGACAAUGGACAAGGCCAGAGACGGGGAAGAGGACAAGGUAGAGAAGAAGAAGAAGAUCUCUCAGACGGCACAGGCAACCUAUGACCCCAGCCAUGGAUACAGUCCCCAGCCUAUUGACAUCACUGGCAUGGCACUGUCAAGAGAACUACUGUCCAUGUCUGAGCAGCUGGCUGAGAACUACCACAACACGUGGGGACGUAAGAAGAAGAUGGAACUACAGUCUAAGGGAGGAGGCACUCACCCCCUGCUGGUGCCCUAUGACACCCUGACGGCUAAGGAGAAGGCCAGGGACCGAGAGAAGGCCCACGAGUUGCUCAAGUUCCUGCAGCUCAACGGAUACGCAGUCACAAGAGGAUUGAAAGACAUGGAACUGGACACCUCCUCCAUAGAGAAGCGUUUUGCAUAUGGCUUCCUGCAGAAGCUGCUCAAGUGGAUGGACAUUGCACAGGAGUUCAUUGCACAUUUGGAGGCUGUGGUCAGCAGCGGCCGUGUAGAGAAGUCUCCCCAUGAACAGGAGAUUAAGUUCUUUGCCAAGAUCCUGCUGCCCCUGAUUAAUCAGUACUAUAAGAACCACUGCCUCUACUUCCUCUCCACGCCGGCCAAAAUCCUGGGCAGUGGCGGACAUGCCUCCAACAAGGAGAAGGAGAUGAUCGCCAGUAUCUUCUGUAAAAUGUCGGCUUUGGUGAGGCACAGAGUGUUUCUCUUUGGUACGGACGCUCCAGCUAUCGUGAACUGCCUCCAUAUUCUGGCUCGCUCCCUGGACGCAAGGACCGUGAUGAAGUCUGGUCCUGAGAUUGUGAAGGCCGGUCUGCGCUCCUUCUUUGAGAGCGCUGCUGACGACAUCGAGAAGAUGGUGGAGAACCUCAAGCUGGGCAAGGUCUCCAAGGGCAACCAGCCGGUGAAAGGUGUGUCGCAGAACAUCAACUACACCACCAUUGCCUUGCUGCCUGUGCUCACCUCCCUCUUUGACCACAUCGCACAGUCCCAGUUUGGAGAUGACGUCAUGCUGGAUGACCUCCAGAUGUCCUGCUAUCGCAUCAUGUGCAGCAUCUACUCCUGUGGAACCAUCAAGACUCCUCAUGUGGAGAGGCUUCGUCCAGCGCUGGGUGAGUGUUUGGGCCACUUGGCGUCUGCCAUGCCGGUGGCCUACCUGGAGCCCCACCUCAACGAGUACAACGCCUACUCCGUCUACACCACCAAGACGCCCCGCGAGAGAAGCAUCCUGGGCCUGCCCAGCGAGGUGCAGGAGCUGUGUCCCGACAUCCCGGAGCUGGACAUCCUGCUGAAGGAGAUCGGCGAGCUGGCCGAGUCGGGGGCGCGCUACACGGAGAUGCCGCACGUCAUCGAGAUCACGCUGCCCAUGCUCUGCAACUACCUGCCGCGCUGGUGGGAGAGGGGGCCCGAGAGCCUGCCCGACCAGGAGGGACAGGUAUGUACGGAGGUCACCUCUGACCAGCUCAACCAGUUGCUGGGUAGCAUCAUGAAGAUCGUGGUGAACAACCUGGGUAUCGACGAGGCCUCCUGGAUGAAGAGACUGGCAGUCUUCUCCCAGCCCAUCGUGAGCCGUGCCAAGCCGGAGAUGCUCAAGUCCCACUUCAUCCCCACCAUGGAGAAGCUGAAGAAGCGCACGGCCAAGGUGGUGGCGGAGGAGGACAAGCUGCGCAUGGAGGGCAAGUCGGAGGGGGACGAGGAGGAGGGCACCAUCCGCGACGAGUUCGCCGUGCUGUGCAGAGACCUGUACGCCCUCUACCCUCUCCUCAUCCGUUAUGUGGAUAACAACAGAGCUCGCUGGCUAACAUGCCCAGAUCCUGAUGCCGAGGAGUUGUUCCGUAUGGUUGGAGAGGUCUUCAUCUUUUGGUCCAAAUCUCACAACUUCAAGCGGGAGGAGCAGAACUUCGUGGUCAUGAAUGAGAUCAACAACAUGUCCUUCCUGACCGCUGAUAGCAAAAGCAAAAUGAGCAAGGCCGGAGAUACGGAGGCUGGGGGCUCUGAUGUGGAGCGUACCAAGAAGAAGCGGAGGGGGGACCGCUACUCGGUGCAGACCUCCCUCAUUGUGGCCUCCUUGAAAAAGAUGCUUCCCAUCGGUCUUAACAUGUGCUCACCUGCCGACCAGGAGCUUAUCAAUAUCGCCAAGAUACGCUACUCAAUGAAAGACACAGAUGAGGAGGUGAGAGAGUUCCUUCAAACCAACCUGCAUCUUCAGGGCAAGGUGGAUGACCCGUCCAUGCGUUGGCAGAUGGCCCUGUACAGGGAGAGGGCAGGCAAAGCGGAGGAUGCAGAUGCAGCCGAGAAGGUGGUCAGGAGGGUCCAGGAGGUGGCAGCAGUGCUCUACCACAUAGAGGUGACGGAGCACCCCUUCAAGUCCAAGAAGAUGGUUUGGCACAAGCUGCUGUCCAAGCAGAGGCGCAGGGCAGUGGUGGCAUGUUUCAGGAUGACGCCACUUUAUAACCUGCCCAGGCACAGGGCAUCUAAUAUGUUCCUGGAUGGGUAUAAGCGCAACUGGCUAUACACGGAGGGCUACUCGUUUGAAGACAGAAUGAUUGACGACCUGUCGAAAGCGUUGGAGGAAGAGGAGGAUGAGGAGGAGGAGAGGGAGACGAAGCCGGACCCCCUCCAUCAGCUCAUCCUGCACUUCAGCCGCACCGCUCUCACAGAGAAGAGCAAGUUGGACAUCGACUACUUGUAUAUGGCUUAUGCAGACAUCAUGGCAAAGAGCUGCCACAUAGGUGAGGAGGAUGGUGGCGAGGAGGAGGAGGCUGAGCCGGCGGAAGAUGAGAUGUCGUUUGAGGUGCGGCAGAGUGAGCUGGAGAAAGAGAUGGAGAAACAGAGGCUGUUGUAUCAGCAGUCUCGUCUCCAUAACCGCGGAGCUGCAGAGAUGGUAUUGCAGAUGAUCAGUGCCUGCAAAGGAGAAACGGGCUGUAUGGUUUCCACUACUCUAAAACUUGGUAUUUCUAUACUGAAUGGAGGCAACUGUGAAGUGCAACAGAAAAUGCUGGAGUACCUGAAGGAGAAGAAGGAUGUAGGUUUCUUCGUGAGCAUGCAGUCGCUCAUGUCCACCUGCAGUGUCUUGGAUCUGAAUGCUUUUGAGAGGCAAAACAAAGCAGAGGGUCUUGGAAUGGUUUCAGAGGAAGGCACAAACAUGAAGGAUAACCGGGGUGAGAAAGUGAUGGCGGAUGAUGAGUUCACUUGCGACCUCUUCCGCUUCCUGCAGCUGCUUUGUGAAGGACACAAUAAUGACUUUCAGAAUUAUUUGAGAACUCAGACUGGAAGCACUACGACCAUCAACAUCAUCAUCUGCACUGUAGACUAUCUUCUGAGACUGCAGGAGUCCAUAAGUGAUUUCUACUGGUACUACUCUGGGAAGGAGAUCAUUGACGAGCCUGGCAAGAAGAACUUCUCCAAGGCCAUGACUGUGGCCAAGCAAAUAUUCAACAGCCUCACCGAGUACAUCCAGGGUCCCUGCACUGGUAACCAGCAGUCUCUGGCUCACAGCCGCUUGUGGGACGCCAUUGUUGGAUUCUUGCACGUCUUCGCACACAUGAUGAUGAAACUGGCACAGGACUCCAGUCAGAUUGGGCUGCUAAAGGAGCUUCUUGAUCUUCAGAAGGACAUGGUUGUCAUGCUGCUGUCUCUACUGGAGGGAAAUGUGGUGAACGGCACCAUCGCACGCCAGAUGGUGGACAUGCUGGUAGAGUCGUCCAGCAACGUGGAGAUGAUCCUGAAAUUCUUCGACAUGUUCCUCAAGCUGAAGGACAUCGUGGCGUCCGAUGCGUUCCGUGACUACGUGACGGACCCACGUGGCCUGAUCUCCAAGAAGGACUUCCAGAAGGCCAUGGACAGCCAGAAGCAGUACACGGCCACGGAGAUCCAGUUCCUGCUCUCCUGCUCCGAGGCCGACGAGAACGAGAUGAUCAACUUCGAGGAGUUCGCUAACCGCUUCCAAGAGCCGGCCAAGGACAUUGGUUUCAAUAUCGCCGUGCUGCUGACCAACCUGUCGGAGCACGUGCCUCACGAUGCGCGGCUGAAGAACUUCCUGGAGCAGGCAGAGAGUGUGAUCAACUACUUCCGGCCCUUCCUGGGCCGCAUCGAGAUCAUGGGUGCCAGCCGCAAGAUUGAGCGUAUCUACUUCGAGAUCAGCGAGGUCAACCGCCGACAGUGGGAGAUGCCACAGGUCAGGGAGUCCAAGCGCCAAUUCAUCUUCGACGUGGUCAACGAGGGUGGAGAGAGCGAGAAGAUGGAGCUCUUUGUCAACUUCUGCGAGGAUACCAUCUUUGAGAUGAACAUCGCCGCGCAGAUCUCCGAACAGGAGGAGGGCGAGAGCCAGGAAGAUGAUGAGGAGGUUGUGGUUGUGGAGGCUAGUCCAAGUGCUGGAGGCGGAGGCGGUGGCAAUGGAGAGGGCGGCGACGAGGAAGGAGGCGGGCAGGACGGCCAACCAGAGUCCAGCUCGGCCUUCGCUGACUUCCUGACCAGCGUCUUCGACUUCCUGGGCAUGUUCACCUUCCGGAACCUUCGCAGGCAGUACCGGCGGCUGCGUAAGAUGACGAUAAAGGAGAUGAUCGUGGGCGUGGUGACCUUCUUGUGGACCAUCAUCACCGGCAUCCUGUUCUUCGUGCUAAACGUCUGCAAGGGUUUCUUCCUGCUGGUGUGGCAGACGCUGUUCGGUGGCGGCCUGGUGGAGGGCGCCAAAAACACCACCGUGACAGAGAUUCUGGCCAGCAUGCCUGAUCCCACGCAGGAUGAGGUGCACGGGGACGUACCAGGGCAUGCUGGUGGGGGGGAGGAGCUGGAGGCCGGGGGCAUCAACGACUCCAUGGACCAAGGAGGAGGCGAGGAGGAGGAGGAGGACAGCCAGGAGAAGGAUGGGGGCCGCAUCCCCGGCAUAGACACCCCGGGAGGGCUAGGGGAUAUGGGGGACACCGAGCCCGUGGAGCCCCCCACGCCGGAGGGCUCGCCCAUCACCAAGAGGAAGGCCGGUACCGGUGAGGAGGCGGGAGCAGAGCAGCCAGCACCAAUAGAGGAGCCACCCCCAGAGCCAGAGAAAGCAGACACUGAGAAUGGGGAGAAGGCCCAGAAGGAGGCGGAGGCCAAGGCCAAGGCUGAGGAGAAGAAGGAGGAGGAGGAGGAGCCCAAAGUCACCAAGGCCAAGGCCAAGAAGGAGGCUCCGCCCAAACAGGGAGGCUUCGAGCUCUGGACCGAGCUGGACAUGCAGCGUGUCAAAUUUAUGAACUACCUCUCUCGUAACUUCUACAACCUGCGUUUCCUUGCCCUCUUCAUCGCCUUCGCUCUCAACUUCAUCCUCCUCUUCUACAAGGUGUCCGACAGCCCUCCGGGCGAGGAGGAUGAGGAGGAGAUGGAGGGCUCAGCCAUGUUCGAAGGCUCGGGCGCGCUGUUCGAGGCCAUGAUGGAAGGUUCCGGGGCAGCGGCGGAGGGGGAGGAGUUCGAGGGCUCGGGGCUGGGCCUGGACGACCUGGGCGGGGACGAGGAGGACGAGGAGGAGGGGCCCGUCUACUUCUUCCUGGAGGAGAGCACGGGCUACAUGCAGCCCACCAUGUCCUUCCUGUCCAUCGUGCACACCAUCAUCUCCUUCCUCUGCAUCAUCGGAUACAACUGCCUCAAGAUCCCUCUGGUGAUCUUCAAGCGUGAGAAGGAGCUGGCCAGGAAGCUGGAGUUCGAUGGCCUCUACAUCACCGAGCAGCCAGAGGACGAUGACAUCAAGGGACAGUGGGACAGACUGGUGCUCAACACACCCUCCUUCCCUAAGAACUACUGGGACAAGUUUGUGAAACGCAAGGUUCUGGAUAAGUAUGGUGAUAUCUAUGGGCGUGAGCGUAUUGCGGAGCUGAUGGGGAUGGACCUGGCCUCUCUGGACGUCAGCAAGCAGCAGAACCAGGACAAGAAGCCAGAGGAGCCAGACACCUCCAUGUUCACCUGGAUUACCUCUUUUGACAUCAAGUACCAGCUCUGGAAGUUCGGAGUGGUCUUCACAGACAAUACCUUCCUCUACCUGUGUUGGUACAUGAUCAUGUCCUUCUUGGGCCACUACAACAACUUCUUCUUUGCCUGCCACCUGCUGGACAUUGCCAUGGGUGUCAAGACGCUGCGCACCAUCCUCUCCUCUGUCACACACAACGGCAAACAGCUGAUGAUGACAGUAGGCCUGUUGGCGGUGGUGGUGUACCUCUACACUGUGGUGGCCUUCAACUUCUUCCGCAAGUUCUACAACAAGAGCGAGGACGAGGACGAGCCCGACAUGAAGUGUGACGACAUGAUGACCUGCUACCUGUUCCACAUGUACGUGGGUGUGCGUGCUGGCGGGGGUAUUGGCGAUGAGAUUGAGGACCCGGCCGGUGACGAGUACGAGCUGUACCGAGUGGUCUUCGACAUCACAUUCUUCUUCUUCGUCAUCGUCAUCCUCCUGGCCAUCAUCCAGGGUUUGAUCAUUGAUGCCUUUGGAGAGCUGAGAGACCAGCAGGAGCAGGUCAAGGAAGACAUGGAGACCAAAUGUUUCAUCUGCGGUAUCGGGAGUGACUACUUCGACACGACUCCGCAUGGCUUUGAGACACACACGAUGGACGAGCACAAUCUGGCCAACUAUCUCUUCUUCCUGAUGUAUCUAAUCAACAAAGACGAGACAGAGCACACUGGCCAGGAGUCGUACGUGUGGAAGAUGUACCAGGAGCGCUGCUGGGACUUCUUCCCGGCUGGAGACUGCUUCCGGAAGCAAUAUGAGGAUCAGCUGGCAUAGGCUUCACACAUCACACCAUGCACAACUCAACUAUAGGACGCUUUUGUACACCUCAAAAUGAACGGGUGCAUUCGAUGUAACCAGUGAUUCAAAGAACCAGACAAAUACCUCACACAUCGUCCUAUCUAUUAGACUUGCAUUUUAUUGCUCACAACUGUGUGGUCGCUCAGACCUCCUUCAGGUGAGAACUCACCUUGUGAGCAAUAAAUGGUACAAGCAAAAAUACAUGAUGGACUGUGUGAAGGAUUUAUUUGUCUACUAGGCAUACACAUUUUAAAAGUGGGCCUGUUUACGUGGUCACAUUGAACUGAUAACUGGCAAUAAUCAGAUAUGUGGGAUCAUCCAAUCCGAUCGGAAUAAUCUGUUAGGUUGUUCACAUGCAUUUAAGAAAUCUGAGAAUGGUUUGGUCAUUCACAGGUGCUGGCCUCACGCACCUGACAUUGAACUGCAAUGCAUUCAACACUUUUGUGAAUGUCAGAAACCCAAUGAAGGUGUUUAUGUGUCUUGAAGACAUCAGUUUAUUGGCAGAAGCUUAACUUAGUGAAUCAGAUUUCUUAUAAACUGAUAACGCAUGUAUGCGUGUGUUCGCACUCUAACAAAUAUGAGUUUGCACACAUACAGUAUUUUUUGCAAGAACUGUAUUUUUUGGAUGAGGGAGAAGGACUGAACAAAUUAUAUUAAAUUUAGUUCAUUUCAUGUAGUUAGGUAACACUAACUAGGCCCUAUUUAUUAAUGACAUUGAUAUUAUAUAUUUUGAUAAAUAUAUCUGUUAACACGCUUAAAGAAAGGUAUUGAAAAGGGUUAAUUGCCAUUUUAAAGGAUAGUUAUUUACGAGAUGUUUCCUUUGCAAUAUCUGUAUCUACAAUAAAUGCUUCAGCAGUCCUUUGAAAA